AUGGACUAUGAGACAAGAGGGGCGACGAGGGCCCAGGGGGUAUGGUUUAAGGUAGAGGGCGACGAAGGCCUGAACAUCACUGCACUAGACAAGUUUAUCUCCACUGCCUGUCUAAUUGAUGACACACUGUUUGAAGCAUGCAAGGAGCUAAGAAAGGAUAGCAACAGCAGCACCAGCUCACCACAACGCCCUGCUCAAGGGCACUCAAGCAAUUUUGUUUCCAAGAAGGUUCAGGAAGCAAGAAGAAACGCUGGAGAAUGUUCCAAAUAUGGGGAGAAGUCUCACAAAUGGGAGGACUGCAAGAAUGGAUGGUGCCUCAGAACAAUAGAACUCUCUAAGCCUGAAUCAGCAAAGGCUGCAGAAGUAGAAGAGCUAGAAGUGCUUCCCCAAGCAGGAAAAGUCUAA
Messenger RNA from Rhizoctonia solani, 405 nucleotides. Its product is annotated as Retrotransposon-derived protein PEG10. The record is from RefSeq and is a predicted model, not a curated record. The transcript has 2 exons. Lineage: Eukaryota; Fungi; Basidiomycota; Agaricomycetes; Cantharellales; Ceratobasidiaceae. Bases 1 to 405 code for a protein of 134 amino acids.